CAUGUACAAUUAGAUUUUAUCCUAACUUCUAAUCGCUGAGUGGAAUCUCUCCUUCAUCUUUCACUGCACUCCUUGCCUUCAGAGCGCCUCUGUGUGCCCGUAUACGCCAAGUUAUCUAGCUUGAAGUACCUAUCUCCAGGCUCCCUGUCCAACUGUGUUUCCUGAUUGCAGCAACGAUACGAAUUACUGAGUCUGUUCAAGAGACAUUGAUUUGUUGGCUUAUCUGAGCAAUGGACGCAGUGAGAACAUUCUACCGCAGUAUAUUUGGGCCUCGCCUGCUUCAAAUAUUCAGCUAUGCGAGUACCCACCAGCCUGGACAUGUCUACCAAGCUAAUGCAGUGGAGCGUCUUGGCGACACAAUGCUACGCUGUGCUAUCGUAGCAUACGGUGUUGCCUACUAUGUCUGGCCAGUUAUUCUUCCGUAUAUGUAUCGUAAAGGUGUAUUUGAUGUGGCCAGCGCUGGUCCAGCAUUGCGUGUUGCCAAAAUCACAGGUGGUAUUCUCGUCGCCGCUUAUACUCUGCGUGGUAUGGGCCGUGCAGUGAAUCCAGACUAUCAACGUAUGAUUCGGGCGUUGAUCGAACUGGAGAAAGAUCCGCGCAAUCUGGACAAGCAGCUUGCACUGCUUCAGUUUGACAUCACGCUGCAAUCGGCCCCUGUGCAAUUCCAGGCCAAGAGAGUCAGCUCGUCACCGCCGGAGGAAGGUUCGUUUUUACGCAACUGUUUCACCUCGUUCAUCUACCCCUAUUCCACGCUGAAGUCCAUUCUGGUGUCCGCACUUGGUCGUCCCAUGAUGUACCCCGGCUCCACCGCCAUUCUCAACUACCAGCUUGGACCCGUGCUCAUGCAGAAUCGCCAACGUCUCAUAUUUGAUGAGGAUGGUGCGCGCAAGAUCCUCGGUACGAUUGACGGCAACAAGAUUGACACGAUGUUUUUCGAUCGGCGUGGAGCGCAUGGCGCUGCCAACGGUGAUAUACUGGUGAUUGCUACAGACGGCAAUGCAGCAUACUAUGAGAUUGGUGGUACUGUGGCUUGCUUGCAAUCAUCCUACUCAGUUCUUGGCUGGAAUCACCCUGGUUUUGGAGCAAGCACGGGCUACCCGUUCCCGUCACAAGAACAGAAUGGAAUAGAGGCUGUGUAUCAGUAUGCAACAGAGCAGUUGGGAUUCUCUCCCGACAGGAUCAUGCUCUAUUCCUGGUCCAUCGGUGGCUAUGCUAGCAGCUUCCUGGCUCAAGCUCAUCCUGAUAUCUCGUCUGUGAUCUUGGACGCCACGUUUGACGAUGUGACCAGUCUUGCAGUGAAUCGCAUGCCCGGUGCAAUAAGUUGGUUUGUUAAGGACCUUGUACAUUCUUGUAUGAACCUCAACAACGCAGAGCUCAUCAACAGAUAUGACGGUCCAGUCACAAUAGUGAGGCGUUCCAAGGACGAAAUGAUGAUGACAAACGGGACAGUGACCAGUAAUCGGGGAAACCAUCUCUUCAUGUCACUCUUCAAGAGACGAUUUCCCAACUUGGCCACUCCAGCAACUGAGGAAUUUCUGUGGACUCUGCUGGCAAAUCCAUCACCCAAUAUGCCGGCACACUGCGGCAAUGCCAGCUUACAGGAAGCUCUUCUGACCAGCAAUGCCCGCGAGCACGGCUACGAGUACCCAUGUUUGCUUGGUACGGAGAUGACGGCUGACGAACGCAACAGGAUGGCCGCUUUCAUCGCUGAUAAGGUUCUGCAGCAUUAUGGCUCUACGCACUGCGUCUCUCUUCCAGCUCGCUACUUACGCAAGCCAUGGACGUUGAGCUAGGUUCUGGCCAUGUUACCCCUUGCUAUCUACGGUUCUCUGGUGUGUGCCUGUCCAUCUGCUGGUCUGGCGCACCUGUGUCAGCGUGGUACAAUUGAGGCCCAGUGAGGUGAUUAAGGGCCGCUCACAUGCCACGCCAAUCUAGCGUUAUGCGUUCUGAGUAGGCUACGGAUUAUUGGCCCUGCCCGUUGAAUGCUCCUGAAAUCCCGAUGCUGUGCCCUUUCAUUAUUUUGCUCUGCGGUUAGUUGCACAGUUCGGGCAUUUGUAUUUGCUCAGUUUGUUCGCACUGCUGUGGUCUGUGCAUGAUCGAUACAUGCUCAGUGUGCCGUGUAAGAGCAAGUGUCUCCUGUGGCAGCACUGCUGCUUCUGUCAAGUUUGUGCAACGCUCGAUAGCAUAACACUAGACUAUUGUCCGCAGUGCGAUACUGCUGGUGAGCCACCCAUGCUGAGUUCACCGUUCACCCCAUGUUGUCUGGCUUCAGCAACUUUGAAAAUUGUCGUUGUGGCCCUCCUCUCCCAUCCUAUCCAUUUGUCUUAGCCUUGGGAGAGAGGGGCGUCAUGGGAUCAUUCCUUCUCCCCUAUCCUUUAGCCCCAACUAACCAUCUGUGUACUGGCUGCUUGUGCGUUUGAGUUCUAGUUUGUUAGGACAAAAAACCUGCACUGGCCGUCUCUAUCUAGCACUGUAUAUAGUGAAUAGCACCAUGUUGUGGCACGUCGCCUUGUUUCUAAUCCUCUCGAUCUCUCAUGCAUUUAGGAGGGGCUUUCCCUACGUUUGUCACACUCAAUUUUAGCUCUCUCAAUCUCCGGAUUUCUCAUCUGGUGUUUUUUUUUUAUGAAUUUGUUUUGUGUGCGAUCAUGUAGCCCAUGUGGAACACUCUCCUCAUCGUAUUCGACAUUUUUAUUCUAUUUUCUUGUAGAUGUUUUUGCGAUGUUUCGCGAGUAUCUG
Sycon ciliatum is the source of this 2736-nucleotide messenger RNA. RefSeq names its product phosphatidylserine lipase ABHD16A-like. The transcript is spliced from 20 exons. Bases 231 to 1793 code for a protein of 520 amino acids. Gene Ontology annotation, cellular component: endomembrane system. NCBI's taxonomy places the organism in Eukaryota, Metazoa, Porifera, Calcarea, Leucosolenida, Sycettidae. The record is from RefSeq and is a predicted model, not a curated record. Gene Ontology annotation, biological process: monoacylglycerol catabolic process; phosphatidylserine catabolic process. Gene Ontology annotation, molecular function: glycerophospholipase activity; monoacylglycerol lipase activity.